Molecule: messenger RNA, 1513 nt
Organism: Talaromyces proteolyticus
Lineage: Eukaryota; Fungi; Ascomycota; Eurotiomycetes; Eurotiales; Trichocomaceae
Exons: 1
Coding region: 284-1345 (353 amino acids)
Source: RefSeq, a predicted model, not a curated record
CUGCCUGCGCCUACAUGCCUGUCUCUGCUCCACCACAGACUCUGGAUCGAACUCUGUUUGUAUGCGUCUCGCGGCUGCCCUGGCGCACGCCCUGGCCUGGCCCUGGCCCCAGCGCUGCCCGUGCCAUGGAAGCCUUUCUCUGUAAUGACGUUGUCGCAGCGUAUAAAAAGACGGCCUCCUGCUGUGCUCCCUCUGCUUCCCCCUCUCUCUUCUUUCUCCUUCACCCCUCCCGCUCCUCUGCUCCGCUCCUCUGCUCUGCUCUCUGCUCUCCUCCUCUGUUCUCAUGGCUCGCUAUCCCCUCAUCCCCGGCAUCCCCUUUGUCGCCUCUGGCGGUCUUAUUGGUCUCACGCGUGCGUCUGCCUUUGUGACGAUGCCGCGAGGACCUGUCCAGUUCCACAAGACCACAGUGUCUCGCCCUCCUCCUCCUCUUCCUCGUCCAGCUUCUCUCCUCCCUGCCAUCCCCGGCGCUCCUCGUCGAGUUGCCUUUCGAGAUGCCUGCGUCUCUGCCAUCCCCUUCCCUGCCCUCGUCCGUCCUGCCCCCUGUCCCCCCUCUCCCCCUGCGUCUCCCCUCCGCUACACUGUCUGGUGCUCGCCCUCGGUCUCCAAGACUGGUGUUCGUCGCGCCUUCAUUAACCGUCGGCUUCCCCCCUUUUCCCCUCCCCCAUCCCGUAUUCCCCUUCCCCUUCCCCGUCCCCAGCGUCUCCUGCCUGCUGCCCCGCGCAAGUACGGAUUUGUUGCUUCCCCUAUCCCCUCCUUUGACGCAGCGCUCGCUGAGCCCGCGCUGCCUUCCCCAUGCAAGCGUUCCGUUCCCCCGACACGAGCAGUAGGCAUACCUGCUACCUGUAGGAAAGUCCACUUUGCUCAAGACGCGUCCCCUGCCACCUUGGCGCGUGGUGAUGACGCUCGCCGUAGUGCCAGCUCCCUUCGAAGCAUCCUUGUACGGUCCCGGCCAGACAAGGUCAGAGCGAAGAAGAGUGUUAGGUUCGGUGAUGCCGUCUCCCACGAUGUCGACUACUGGAUCGACCGCAAAAAGCACGUCUUCAAUGACGGCGGCUUGUGGAUGAUGGGUAGGCUACAAGGCUGGCGGGUUACCCCCCUGGACACCCCCGAUGCUGACGGAGAGACCGAGAAGUACAUGACCAUGUGGGGACAUGAUCAUAGCUCUUUGCAUUACCAUACAAAGAUGCCGCCCUGCAAGCAUGGCUGCUCCUGGGGGAGCAUUGUGAAGCUUGCAAGUGCCUACCAUCUGAGUGGAGUUUACUUGUGGAAUGAUCACGACGUGCUACUACGCGCCUGGAGCGAGACCCGUGAGUGGAAACGCGAACGUGGUUGGUGGUGUCUCUGAUCCGCUUCUGUACUUGUAUCUUCUUUCGAUGGGUUUGAGAUCCUCACCGCUGGUUUUCUCGUCUCUAUUGAAGUUCCCUUCCUCCUUCCCCGUUCUUUGCUUCUGCUUUUGCUUCUGCUUCUGCUUCUGCUUUUGCUUCUGCUUCUGCUUCUGCUUCUGCUUCUGCUU